AUGGGAAAGUCGUACGCUACGUCGCUUCGAUUGAGAUGUCUCUUACGGGGAAGUGGUAAUACAACUGCUGUUUUAAUCGGUGAUGGUUUUGCAUAUGUUGCAUUUCAUUACAUUAUGCAAGCUUUCGGUAAAGAGCGCCUCGGACAUAUGAAGCGUUGUGCAGGAUACUGGUGCAUUCCAAUUCUGCACUAUAGCGGAGGACAAUCCAAUCAGACAAACGCUUGCAAUAAACGAGCAAAUGACUGUUUGAAACUUAUACACGACAUGAAACCAGAUAUUGUUUUUCUGAACUUCCAGAAGAUAUUCGCUCAUAUGUGCGGCAUGUUUAGUGCACAAAAUGCAGAAAUAUUAAAUUUUCGCUGUUUUGACUGGACUGAAACUGAGAUUGCUCCGUUCGGUGGUACACUUUUAUCUAAAAUCGAAAGCAUAAAGACUGAUAGUGUCAUUAAGAAACUUCAAAAUGCAAUCGACGAACUUAUACUCUCAACAAAAAGGAUCGUUCUUACUUAUGAUCAUCCUCAUUCACCCUUGGCAAAUAUGGCGAGUUUGGCCUUAUACAGCCUUGGUGAAAAAGAACCACUAGAUAAGUAUAAUAUACCGUAUAACGUGUUUUGGGAGAAACACCGCUAUGGAUACGAACGAUUAGAUGCGAUUAAAUGUGCGAAAUGUGAACGUUUAUUUACCUAUCGUUGGUUCUGUGAUAAUGAGAUUUGUUACACAUUUAACAAUAAAACAAAACUAUUUUAUUAUCGCGAUUGUUGUCAUUUGAGUUUAUAUGGAAUCGAAUAUUUGACACCACAUUAUAGGAAAUUACUCGAUGAAAUGUACGUUAAAGGAUAUAUAUGA
Dracunculus medinensis (Guinea worm) is the source of this 846-nucleotide messenger RNA. NCBI's taxonomy places the organism in Eukaryota, Metazoa, Nematoda, Chromadorea, Rhabditida, Dracunculidae. The record is from the annotation of a GenBank genome assembly.